This is a messenger RNA of Leptinotarsa decemlineata (Colorado potato beetle), 4598 nucleotides long. It is a transcript of the gene nmo, whose product is annotated as serine/threonine-protein kinase nemo. Gene Ontology annotation, molecular function: ATP binding; MAP kinase activity. Lineage: Eukaryota; Metazoa; Arthropoda; Insecta; Coleoptera; Chrysomelidae. The record is from RefSeq and is a predicted model, not a curated record. Gene Ontology annotation, biological process: protein phosphorylation.
AUGAUAUCUGAGAUGAAGACGAAACGUCGACACUUGGUGAAUGAAACACAACGGAUAAACACCUGGAAAAGCAACUUGAAAUUAGGAUUAGGUCCUCCGACUAGGAUAAUAUUUCAUACCCGCUUUUUUUGUUGUUGCAGGGCUGUGACGGACCCUAGGGAUGGCAGGAGGGUAGCGCUGAAGAAGUUACCGAACGUGUUUCAGUCAGUGGUGUCGUCCAAAAGGGUGUUCAGGGAAUUGAAAAUGUUGUGUUUUUUCAAACACGAAAAUGUUCUCUCCGCCUUAGAUAUACUCCAACCUCCACAUCUGGACUUCUUUCAAGAAAUAUAUGUUAUCACAGAGUUGCUCCAGAGCGAUUUACACAAAAUUAUAGUUUCACAUCAACCACUAUCACCGGACCAUAUAAAAGUUUUCUUAUACCAGAUACUUAGAGGAUUAAAAUAUUUACAUUCAGCUAGAAUAUUACAUAGGGACAUCAAACCUGGAAAUCUACUAGUAAACGACAACUGUAUUCUAAAGAUCUGUGAUUUUGGCUUAGCGAGAGUCAAAGAACCCGACACAAGCAAACACAUGACGCAAGAAGUAGUGACGCAAUAUUAUCGAGCGCCAGAGAUCCUGAUGGGGGCCAAACACUAUACGACCGCCGUUGACGUAUGGUCAGUGGGUUGUAUAUUCGGAGAAUUGCUAGGAAGAAGGAUACUUUUCCAGGCCCAAAAUCCCAUUCAGCAACUAGAACUCAUUACGGAACUGUUGGGCACGCCAUCUUUGGAAGACAUGAAAUAUGCUUGCGAAGGUGCGAAAACACAUAUGCUGAGCAGGGCUCCCAAACCUCAAUCUUUGUCUGCCUUGUAUACUCUAUCUUCUCAGGCUACACACGAAGUUGUUCAUUUGAUGUGUCAGAUGUUGGUCUAUGAUCCGGAUAAACGUAUAUCGGUGGUAGACGCCCUAGCACACCCCUAUUUGGAUGAAGGUAGGUUAAGGUACCAUUCCUGUAUGUGCAAAUGUUGCUACACAGCUCCAAGCGGGAUGAGGCAAUACACUCAAGAUUUCGAAAGUACAGCUCCACAACCUUUUGAUGACCAUUGGGAAAAGAAACUCACCUCUGUGCAGCAAGUUAAAGAGGAGAUGCAUAAAUUCAUAGCGGAGCAGCUGAACACGAGUCGGGUUCCUCUGUGCAUAAACCCCCAAUCUGCGGCGUUCAAGAGUUUCGCCAGUUCUACAGUCGCCCAUCCCUCGAUGCUACCCCCUUCCCCCCACCAAUGGGAGUCUCCUAGGGCGUUGCAGCGGAGAUAACAACAACGCCCUCUCUUGUACAUUGCUCCAUUUUGUGUCUCUCUAAUCACUAUGAAAUGAACUUUUAUUAGCAACUAAGUAAAACCUCUACACCAAAUAUGAAUCAGGGAUUCUAUGCAAUGCAACCGAGGAAGGAAGCAACGUUUCGGACAAUUCGCGCUGCAAAACGUUCGUUAUAGUGUGUGUUUCGUGUAUAUUUAGUCGCAAAGAGUGUGAUUUUACCUAAUUAAUUGAUUGAUUACCAAGUAGAUCUGCCUAUCUGGAUAGAGAGUCGCGUGGUUUUUGACGGGUUUGCCAAAAAAAAAACGCUCUGUUUACUCUGGAACGAUUUGUGAAGUAUCAGUGCAGCUAAUAGAAAAAUCUGGGCCCCAGAUUGGGCGCCAAAAUAAAAUUGUUAAUUCCUGAUGAUCUGAUAUUUCACAACUUGUUUACCGAUCACAAAAUAUCUAAGCCCCGAUCCAUUCGAAAUCAAAACCACCGUCGGAUCGAAAUUUUCAAAAUGUCGACUCUAUUUCAGUUUCUGUACAAAGCACGCCUAUGUCUCUGUAUUGUAAAUAACUCUGUGUUUGGAAAAGUUGAAAACAACUACGAGUCGCCCUGCAGACUCCGUGUACAGAUAUCACUGCCUUGAUUAGUUUAGUGAAAUUAGUAUAUUUAGUUGUAUAAGACUGGCAGUUUUUCUUUAUCGAGGCAAUUGAGGCAGUCUUUCAGUGUCAUCAAUUCAAUCGAAACUGAUGGAUUGAACCGUUAGAUCGAAACUGAUGAAUGUAUGAUUCUCCCCCCUCCACUUUCGGUCCUGGUAUUUCCAGAUUUAGACGAACCGAAUAGUUAGCUCUAUUAACUCCACUCUUAAACGCCUGCCAUUCGAUUAGAUCUUCCUGUUGAAACUUAUGAUUUUUCUGCAAUUCUAUAAUUACUGAAUACUAAAAAUGGUGCUGUGAUAAAUAUAGGAAAAUAGUUGAACUAAAACUCGGUUUCCUUUCUGAUUCUUGAUGAGGCGAUCGAAUCGAAUAGCAGAGAUUAGUUUUUUACUGAUGGACAAUUUUUUUAAGACAUUGAUGCACUGCCGUUAUCUUGGAGAGAUUUGGUGUGGAUAAGAUUGUGGUUAGCUUGCCUAUUCGGAAUAGUCAGUUGAACAAUUUUUUGAACACUCAACGCAGGAAAAUUAUUUAGGUACAGGUGUCUAGAAGGUAGUAUCCAGCCGCCGGUGGCCACUUGGACUACGUGACAGCUGCUUGGCUGGUCCAGCCUGUAUUGUUGAACUGCCGGCACUUUUCAGGCGAUUCCUAAUUGACAACAAUGAUAUUUGACAUGUGAUCACUGUAAUUGAAAAACUUGAAAUUCUAUUGUGUAAGUAAAAUGAUUGAGUGUUUUGGUCAUAUAACAUGGAUAUCUAAUGUAUGUUGAAUUGAUAUUGUUCAUCUCACACAAUUAGUACUUCAACUAAAGGCAAUAAGCACAUUAAUAGUUGGCAUUUGUAUAUAUUUGUAGUAGCAACACAAAUCAUAGUGAAUCAAUAUUUUUCAGAUUACUAUUAUCAAAGGUAACUUCACAUGCAAUAUAAAAUUUUAAAAAGUUCAAUUGUGAAUACAUCUUUUUUGAUAUCAGUAUAGCCAACCAGGAAACUGUCUAAAACAUUUAUGACCAUUUUCAUGGAAUAUGAUCAAUUCACGUAGUUGGUUAUACAUGUUUUCGGCGUUUUAUGAUUGGCAACACUGAUAUUUGACAUAUAAAGCUGUGAAGAAGAAUGUAAUUGUGAAUAUAAUGGAAAAAUUUCAAAUUUUGCCGCUUUUGAUGAAAUAAAGCAGUGUUGAGUCAUGUAAUACCUAUGUCUAUUGCAGGUGAAGUUGAUUUGGAUAUUGCUAUUAAUUUUUAUCAAGUAAGGGGUCAGUGAAUUGAUAAAUUGAAUAUUACGUCAUAUGUCAGUGUUGCCAAUUGUGAAAUGCCUUAAACAACUAACUAGCAAACAAAAAGCGUGAGUAAAAAAUAAUACACACCCUAAUAAAACAAAUGACAUGAAAUUUUCCAAAAUGUCAAUAACUCUUUAGGUACAUGAAUGAGCCUGAGUAUAUUAAAAUUGUUCAAGGAUCCACUGAUGUGGAAAGUUCGAUACUUUUUAGGUGGAAUAAUGAAAAAUGUGUAAAAAUGUUAGUUGAAAGAAUGAGUUGAAAAAUGAGUCUCACACCCACAAAAUCUAACUCGACCGAUUCUCUCCAAGUACAAAAUUUGCCAAAACCUUGGUAGUCGUAUUUUCGUUCAAGACUAAGGUAAAGACUGUGAAUACUAGCAACAUAACCUUACUUUUGGAGCAGCUCUAUAUAGGUCCAUUUUAGCGGAGUUAACGUUACGUGGUGAGCCAGCCACGAUAUGUAGAUGUCUUAGUGUCAUUCGGUGUGGAUAUUAUGUGUGCAAUUGAGAAUAUAGAGACUGUUGAAACAAUGAUUGAUUGUUUAUAUUCGAGUAUAUUAAUGUCUGUAAGUAGUGAAUUUUUUUUAUCGAUAUGUAAAUAAUUUUUAAACGUGUAAUGUCAUUAAUUUAGUGAAUUUUAUGUAGGGUUUUUCAUUAGCGAAUAUGAUUUUCUUGAAUUUCUGAACGCAGUCUUCAUUUGCAUUUUUCAUGUAGUGAAAUAUAGCCAAAAUUAGAUAAUCAAAAAAACCGUUGAAAAAAAUUUGAACUGAAGUAGAGUUGGAAAACAAUGGAACUGAUGAAAAAUCAUAAAAAAAAUUAGACCGUUUUUUCUGAGGCUUUGAUACAAAUUUUGUUACAGGAAAGAAAAAAAUUUUUGAAGAAAAUUAAAUAAGAAAAAUUUGGAAAAACGACAGUUGAAAAAAUGUAAUAACACUAAAAAACAUCUAUUCUAGUACCUCUAUAGUAAUGAAAAAAAACUCUUACUUAUUAUUUGAAAUUAUGAACUGUCACUAAUUCCUUUUGAUUUCUGACAGAGAUAAUGCAAAUGAAGGUUUUACUGUUCAGUUCGGUAUCGAAUUUGUACAUAAUUGAGUAUGUUUUUCACUCAUUUUUUACUAGAUUAACUCCUCCUUUUCAACUUUAUUUUCAUAUCAAAAUUGCCUCCUAAUGCUCGCACAUCAGAUUUUUUGUCGAAUGUGCGAGUAUUAUCUAUGCUUUUAUUGUGUUUCCAAUUUUUAAGAUUUUUGUAUUUAUAUUCCAAUGAUUUUUCCAGAGAUCUCACUGAUGAAUGUAAAUAAAAUGAAAUGUAUUCAUAACUUUUUUUCAAUUAAUGGUCAGUCUAUGUUAACUUUAGUAUACUCUGAUAUGAAAAAAAUAAACAAACUCUCAAUAUACAA